CGCUGGUUUCUGUGGAUGCGGCUCCUCCGGGGAGGAGGAAGCGGGGCGGCAGCUGUUGUCGCGUUUCCUGGGCGAGCGGCGGGAGGGACUCCGUAUGAGGAACUUGGCGCCGGAGCCUGGGAGCCGGGCGAGGGGCUUGGGAGAGACCAAGGGGAAGCGCUUCCCUCAGCUCAGGCAAAAGAAGCCGGACAUUAAUGGGGGGGGGGGUCGGGGGGCUCAGUGCGCGCGCUCCAGUUUGGGCCGGUACCAGGAACAGCAGAAGAGGCUACAGAAAGAACUGUUGGCUUUACAGAAUGACCCACCACCAGGAAUGACUUUGAAUGAAAAGAGUGUCCAAAAUUCAAUUACACAAUGGAUUGUAGACAUGGAAGGUGCUCCUGGAACAUUAUAUGAAGGGGAGAAAUUUCAGCUGCUAUUUAAAUUCAGUAGUCGGUAUCCAUUUGACUCUCCUCAGGUCAUGUUUACUGGUGAAAAUAUUCCCAUUCAUCCUCAUGUUUAUAGCAAUGGUCAUAUCUGUUUAUCUAUUCUAACAGAAGACUGGUCUCCAGCUCUUUCAGUGCAAUCAGUUUGUCUUAGCAUUAUUAGCAUGCUUUCCAGCUGCAAAGAAAAGAGACGACCACCUGAUAAUUCAUUUUAUGUAAGAACAUGUAACAAGAAUCCAAAGAAAACAAAAUGGUGGUAUCAUGAUGACACUUGUUGAUGCCACCAUUUUGUGAUACUCCUAACAGAAGAUAGUCCUACUGAGAAAAUGAGCACUUUGAUCAUUCAGUCUUUGAACUUUUAACCUCUGACUGGAAGUGACAAAUAGGCAAUGAAGACUACUUCCCUUGACUGCAUUUUUACUGGUGUGCAUUCUGGGCGCAUGUUGAUCGCUGGUUCAGUCCAUGCUACUGACGUGCUUUUCUUAGUCAUAAAGUAUUAAUGCAGGUGUUAGAAAAUGUCAGAAUUCAAUCUUUAAAAUUUUUGGGAGAAUUCCAGGUCUUCAUGUAUUGUGCAAUAAUAAGAAUUUCUUGACGGUUUUUGGUGUACCCAUUGCCGGCAAAAGAUUGUAUCAGGAAACCUAUACCCCUGCCACAAGAAAAGUUAGAUGCAUGAUAGGGCCUACAAAAUGUUUGUAAGUAUAUUGGGAUUAUAAAGUAACUUAUCUUUACUUUGAAAGCCACCUAAUUGUUUAGAUUUGGAUUCUGUGCACUGUGAUCAUAAAACUAGCAGCGUGAGUUGAAACAUUCUUAGCUAAAGAACUAGUAAGAUCAUUGCAUAUUUACUGAACUCUCAAUGUUUUCACAAUGAAUUUUCCCCCCAAGUUAUAUCAGCAGAGAGGUACGUACUUUGUUAAAAUGGAUACCUUUUGUGUGUGUAUUAUAUUUCUGAAACAAAGGUAUGGAUAAAAUAGAGUAGGGGUGAUUUAAUCAAGGCAAACUUUGUUCUGAAAAUGGGAACAGACGGCAGUGACAAAACUGAAUUGCUGCAGUCCAUGAUUGGGCUUGUUAAUAUGUACACUAGAGCUGUUUUCCAAGUAGAUUGCACACUGUUAUUUCAUACUAGCCUUCAGCAUGAGCCCUGUUGCCUACACAAUAUUUCAUGUAUUUAUAUGUUUGAAUUUUUUUGUUUGAGUUCACUGUUUCUUUUGUUGUGUUGUAUGUCAUAUUUGAAUGUUACAAAACAAUAUUUUCACUGAAAAGCUGUCAGAAGAUAUUUUCUUGUAAAUUAUUUCUUUACCUUGUAAACAUUUAUCUUGUCUUCUAAUCCUGUACUAUAAAGGAAGAAAUACAUUUUGGACAGAGACGAAAUGUUUUGACAAAAAAAGUGUGGAUCUUUUUCUUUAAGUUUAGACAAAAGUAUAUUUUUCUUACCUUGUCCCAUACAGCCAUAGCAAUUUUUCCAGGUUUUCUCCUUCAAAGAUCUGCCUACAACUAGAUUUACCUUUUAUAUAGAAAAACAAUUGUUAAACAAUAGUAAAUUGUUCUUCACCUCUGUGUAAUUUUAUGAUACUGCAUCUAGGCUGUCUUUUUAGGAAGCACUGAUGUGUCUUUUAUAAACUUACUACCUUUACACAUAUGCAAACUUUCUAUUUCAAAGCUCUUUUUAAUGUUGCCUUAUUGCACUAAAAAGAAAAUCAAACCUAGUAGUCAAUAAAUGAAUGUCUGAAUU
Messenger RNA from Zootoca vivipara (common lizard), 2151 nucleotides. RefSeq names its product ubiquitin conjugating enzyme E2 W (gene UBE2W). The record is from RefSeq and is a predicted model, not a curated record. NCBI's taxonomy places the organism in Eukaryota, Metazoa, Chordata, Lepidosauria, Squamata, Lacertidae.